Molecule: messenger RNA, 603 nt
Organism: Penicillium expansum
Lineage: Eukaryota; Fungi; Ascomycota; Eurotiomycetes; Eurotiales; Aspergillaceae
Exons: 3
Coding region: 1-603 (200 amino acids)
Source: RefSeq, a predicted model, not a curated record
AUGGGCCUCGAGACUUCAUUGACCGGUUUUAAUGAUUGGUCGUUUGGCCAAGUUGCUUCUCUGGUGUUACUGGCCGCACCGCUCAUCACAGUCAUCGAAUAUUUCCAGGAAGAAGAUCAGCCUCGCAUAGAGGAUGGGACUCUCACCCAAGAUCAGACUGCCGCUCAAGAUGAGACUCGCACACAGGAUGAGACUCGCACACAGGAUGAGACUCGCACACAGGAUGAGACUCGCGCGCAGGAUGAGGAACAACCUCUCUCUGACGGCCAACCCGUACCCCCACCCGAUCUCCGUUCUAUAUCAGACUCCACCACCAUGGACCUCAACGAUCCUGACAAUGAUUGGAUCUCCCACCCCAAAAUAUCCGAUGUAAUUAGUGUACAUCUAGUCACAUUGAUAUUUGCACUUAUCCUCUGGGCUGCAGACUGUGAUCCUUUUGGCAAUAUGAGCAAUGUGUUCUUUGACGGUGUCAUCUUCGCGAGUCUUUGGCUGUUUGUACUAAUUUUUUGCUCUUUGAUGGUGGAGACUGCAUUUGCGGAAAAAAGGCCAACACUUACCCUCGCCCUAGAACAAGGGCAUAUCGAUUUUGGUGUUGAGGUCUGA